UCUGUGACUGCUAUUUGCUUCACUUGUUUCCUUAUAAGGUGUUUCGUGGUUAUGCUCUCAGCCUUUGAUUUAGAUGCAUCACUAGAUGUAUUGGACCAUCCAGUUUUGAAUUUAAUCUACUACAUGCUGGUUGAGAUUCUUCCUUCAGCUCUGGUUCUGUACAUCUUGCGCAAGCUGCCUCCAAAAAGAGUACCAUCAGCACAGUGUCACCCUAUCCGGUAGUUGAUGCAAGAAAAGCUCAUAUACAUAAAUUUCUUGGCAUUCUUCGCAAGACCGAAUUGAAGCCUCGAAGUAACCAGAUUUAUUAUCACUCUGGAAUGGCUCUGGUCAUGAGAUUUCAUUUUGCCUGUAUUUUGUGGGAGUCUGAUUUGAUGUUAACAAUGGCGAUUUAUUGAGAAGCUUGCCAUUUUAAUUGAAACUUAGCCUUUCUGUUAGCAUAGUUUUGUAGUUGCUUUUAUCAUUUUAAGUUUUAAUAGUUGUGAU
Molecule: messenger RNA, 483 nt
Organism: Salvia hispanica
Lineage: Eukaryota; Viridiplantae; Streptophyta; Magnoliopsida; Lamiales; Lamiaceae
Source: RefSeq, a predicted model, not a curated record